Messenger RNA from Leptopilina boulardi, 9559 nucleotides. It is a transcript of the gene numb, whose product is annotated as protein numb. The record is from RefSeq and is a predicted model, not a curated record. Bases 757 to 2580 code for a protein of 607 amino acids. The transcript has 14 exons. Lineage: Eukaryota; Metazoa; Arthropoda; Insecta; Hymenoptera; Figitidae.
UAUAUACGAAUUACGAAAAGCAAAAAUUGCGUCUAGUGAAAAAUGCCGCUUUGAUCAUGACACGCGGUUCCUCGUGAUAGACGUGUGUGUGUGUGUUUUAUUUGUUUGUGUAUAUAUUAAAAAAAAUAUAUAUAUAUAUUUAUGUGUACAUAUAUAUAAAAGUGUUGGUGGUCCUCUUUUAUCGCAUUGCCCUUGAUUUUUUUUUCUCUUCAAAAAUAAUAAUAAUAUUUCGCAGGUAAUUUAUUAAAAAAAUGGUUUUUUACUCUCUCGGUUAAAAAUAAUUCACGGAAAAAAAAGAAAUGACAUCUUAAAAUCCAAAUAUUGUUUAAUAAUAAUUAAUAAUUUUCGCGUGUUUUUUUAUUUAUUUUUUUUUAAAUUUAUUGUUCGUUUAUAAUUAAUAUAUAUUUGUGACAAAGUGCAGUGAUUUAAUUAAUAUAGAAAACAAAAAGGAAACAUUUUCAUCGUGUGACUAAUACUUUUUUUGCAAAAAAAGAAAGGACCUACUUUUUGGGAUUUUCGAUUACAAAGCGGAAUUGUUGUUUGGAAAUUUGUAAACAUCAAAUUAAAAAUGCAGGAUGCAAUUUUUUAUUCACAAUUAUUACAACUUCCAAUGGAAUUCCCAGAAUUCGAAUCGACUCUUCCAAAGGGGAUUUUAAGUCACAAUUUUAACGUUCAAUGGAAUUCUCAGGAAGUGUUUGAGAAUUACGUCGAAUUCUAAGGAAAUUGUCGAAAAGGGAGAGAUCUCCGGGUAAAAGAAUGGAGCGUCUUAGGAGAAGUUUUCGUGAGAGUUUUCGAAGACGAAAAGAUCCACAUGUUCCGGAAUCGAGUAAACCACAUCAGUGGCAAGCUGAUGAAAGUGCCGUUAGAUCGGCAACUUGUCAAUUUCACGUUAAGUACUUAGGUUGUGUAGAAGUUUUCGAAUCGAGGGGAAUGCAAGUUUGCGAGGAAGCCUUAAAGGUUCUUAGGAAUUCGAGACGGAAACCCAUCAGGGCCACCCUUCAUGUUUCCGGCGAUGGUUUAAGGGUAGUCGAGGAUGAAACAAAAGGUCUACUCGUCGAUCAAACGAUAGAAAAAGUCUCGUUUUGUGCUCCAGAUCGAAAUCAUGAAAAGGGUUUCAGUUAUAUAUGUCGAGAUGGCACCACCAGACGGUGGAUGUGUCAUGGAUUUCUCGCUCUCAAGGAGUCGGGUGAAAGACUGAGUCACGCAGUGGGAUGUGCGUUUGCAGCCUGUUUAGAAAGGAAACAACGUCGAGACAAAGAAUGUGGAGUUACAAUGACCUUCGACUCUAAGACGUCGACUUUUACAAGAAGUGGCAGCUUCAGGCAACCGAGCCUUACCGAAAGGCUACAAGAUUCACGAGAACGGGCCGUUGAUGUACCUCCAGUGAAACCCGUCUAUAAUCCAUUUGCAAUUGAAAGGCCCCACGCAACACCAUCAAUGUUAGAGAGACAAGGAUCGUUUCGCGGAUUUAAUCAAUUAAAUCAAGCCUCACCAUUUAAGCGACAGCUAAGUUUACGUAUUAGUGAUCUUCCUAGUAAUUUAGAACGCACGCGAAGUCACAGUUUAGAGCCAACGGAUCUUUCACGAAUGCCAGCAUUGUCACAUCUUUUACCACUGAAACCACCAGUGAGCCCUAUACCGGAGAUAUCGCCAAGUGGCCAUGAAAGUUUGUCAGCCAUGUGUCAACAAGUCACACAAGGUCUUAGUCUUCUAUCGAGUAACGAUGAUUAUGGACCAACAACUAUGAUUGCUGUCACGAGCACUGUUGCAAAACAACUUUUCACAAGCACUACGACUUCCUCGCUUCAAGUAACGAACAGCAACUCAUUGGAUGACAUAAAACUGCAAAAUGGUUCCGAACAAACCGCAGACGUUUGGCAAGAAUCAUCAUCACCAAUUCUCGCCACAAACAAUAGACUCACGCCAAUUUUAAAUAGAAGUUGCAAUUUGAGUCCAGUGCUUCCGCGUACAAAUAUCACAUCAGUUGUCAUGAGUACACCAUCACAAACAACGGUGACAUCCAUAUUUGGUACAUCGGCAGCAAGUCCCGCAUUUAGUACUGCGUCAACAUCAUCAUUGAGCAGUGGUGCGCCACAUAUUUUAAAUCGAUCUCCAGUUCCUGUGAAUCCAAUCACAGCAUCUGUGACGAGUUCACCAAAUGCAAGUGUCACAUCCGUAUCGUCAGCACAGUCAUCGACUGCAUGUGAAGUCAGUCAAAUCACCACUAAAGCAAGUCAAUCGCUCGCCAAUGUGGAACAAGUUCAGGCGUCAGGUGACUUACCAAAACCAGAACAGUGGUUGGGCAGUGUCACGGGCUCAGUACCCCCACCACCACCGCCAACAGUGCAAUCAGUACCGCCAUGUCCAUCGAAUCAACGUCGUGCACCGCCACUUCAUUCGCGUGCACUCUCAUUGGGUUCGGCAGGACUUCAUCAACAACAACCACAAUCAACGCGCGGUCCCACAGACCCAUUUGACGCUGAAUGGGCAGAAAUUGCUGCGCGCAAUUUACGUCAAGCAGCACAAACAAAUCCAUUUAUUAUGCCCAAUGCAACGCAAGCAUUUCAGGUGCAAUUAUAGCGUCAGGAGUUUGUCAACAGUAUUGCCAAUUUUUAUCGAACAAAUACACAAUGAUUAUGAUAUAAUGACGUUUGCGCACAAUUAAACACACACGUCAAUCGCGGAUAAAUAAUAAUAAUAAAAAUAAUUGUCGACGUUUUUUUUUUGUCAUCAACGAAACGGGAAUCUCUUUUUUUUAUUAUUUCGUGAAGAUAUUAAUUAAUUAGUUAAUUAAUUUAGUGUCGAAAAUUUUUAUUAUUGACAAUACAGUUGGACCUGUUUUAUUGUCGGUAUAUAUAUUUUUUUUGUAAAUACAGUAGAACCUGUGUAGGUACAGUGGAAACUUGUGAAUAAUUCUUUUGUUUAUUUUUACUACAAAACAAUUUUGUUUUUGUACAAAAAAAGAAAUUCUGCGAGUACAGUGAAAGUUUUGCAAUAAUACUGUCUCGAGAAUUUGUGUCAAUACAGUAAAAAAAAAAUACCGUGAUACUGUCAAUACAGUAGUACCUGUGAAAUUAUAGUUACAGUCAAAUCUGUAAUACGGUAGAACCUGUGAAAUUAACAAAUACAGUAGAACCUCGUGCAGUGAAAUCUGUAUUAAUUGUCAAUACAGUAGAACCUGUAAUAAUUGUCAAAGCAGUAGAAUCUGUAAUAAUUGCAGUGCAGUAGAACCUGUAUUAUUGUCAAUACAGUAGAACCUGUGAAAUUGUAAUUACAGUUAAAUCUACAAUAUUGACAAUACAAUAGGAGUGAAAUUUUUUCAUUGCAGUAGAACCUGUAUAGUUGCAGUUAAACCUGUAAUACUGCAAAUACAGUAGAACCUGUGAAACUGUAAAUACAAUGAAAUUUGCAAAUACUGUUCAUUCAAAACUGUUUAAAUACAGUAAAACUUACGAAAAAUGGUAAAUGCAGUAAAACCUGUGAAAAUGGCAAAAGCAUUAAAACCAACGAAAAUGGUGAAUACAGUAAAACCUACGAAAAUGGUAAAUACAGUAAAACCUACGAAAAAUGGUAAAUAGAGUAAAAUAUGCAAAAAAAAAAGGUAAAUACAGUAAAACCUGCGAAAGUGGCAAGUGCAGUAAAACCUGUGAAACUGGCAAAUGCAGUAAAUUCUUUUCAACUGUUAAUGUACAGUAAAUAAGAGACAAAAAAUUUCUUUGCUAUAUUGUCAUCCAGUAGAACAAAUACAGUAGAACCUGUGAAAUUGUUAAUACAAUGUAGAAAUUUAACGUUUUUUCUUUUGUUACGAAAAAAGUAGAGCCUUUUUUAUUUGUGUUUAAUACAAGUGGAAUUUUAAUUAUUUUUUUUUUGUAAUUUAUGCAAUACAGUAGAACCUCGUUUAUUGUCUCAUGUGCAGUAAAAAAACAGUUCUUUCAACGAAUUUUAAUAAAAUCAACGAUAAAAAUAAUAAAUUACACGGAAAUAAAAAAUUUACCUUGAACAACGAAACGUUUCAAAAAGUUUUAAUUGUUUCAGUCGAAAUCCUUUCGCUAUUCCAGUGAAAUUUUUCGCUGUUUCAGGUAAAUUUUUUUUUAUCGUGUAGAAAUUUUAAAAAUUAAUGAAAGAAAAAAACUGCUCAGGCCUUCGAGGAACUUUUUUCAAUUUACGCAUUUGUUUUUCUCUUCGAUAAAAAAACGAAAUUGUUUCAAUUUUUAUUUCGAAUUUUGUGCAAAAAAAAAAAAAACAAAAAUUUCUUUGUGCUCAAUUUUUAAUUUCUCUCGCUGUUAAAAAAAUUGUUUUAUUUUGCCGAGAAGGAAAAAAAACAUUUUUUCGUCUGACUAAUUUUUGUACAAAUUAAAUUACAAAAAAGUUUUUGUGUUAAGGAAAAAAAUUUUUUUUUUAAAUUACAAAAUAUAAUUUAUUUUAUUAUUCUUUAUUUAUUAUUGUAUUUAUUAUUAUAAUUAUCAUUAUUAUUAUUAUUUCUAUUAUAAUUAUUAUUAUUAUUAUUAUUAUUAUUAUGAUUAUUAUUAUUAUUACUAUUAUUUAAAUUGUUAAAUAAUCGUUGAAUUUUUUUUUCAGCGAAAGAAAAAUGAAAAUAAAUUUUUAUUUCCCAAAAAAAACAAAAUUUAUUUCCAAACAAAUUACUUAAAAAUAAAAUUCAAUUUCAAUAAACAACGUAGAUCUCCUAAUAUUAUUCGAAUCACUUUAAAGAUUUUGAAUAAAAUUUCUAUAUAUGAACAAAAAAAUAAUAUAACUAAAUAAAGUGAAGGCGCACAAAAAUAGUAGAAAAAAAAAUCUAGUUAUUGUAAUUCACCAUCACGUUAAAAAAAAAAAAUAAAAUCUUAUACGCACCAUACAAAAAAAAACGAUCAACGCAGCACUAAAUUUACAAAUACUUAAAAAAAAAAUAUAAAAUAAUGUAAAAAUUUUACACAACAUUAAAAAGUUUCGCAAAAAAAAACAAAAUUAAUUCAAAUUUUCAACGAAAAUACAAAACAAAAAAAAAUUUAAUAAAAACAAGAAAAAAAUCCAAAUGCACAAGAAUUAUAUAUUGUCGAAGAACAAGAACUGUGAUAAGAAUAAAUAAAAAAAAGCGAAGGCCAGUACUUAAAACAAAAAAAAAAGGCGAAAAAAAACUGAUAAAAUGAAACACAAAAAAACGAGUCAAAAAUAUUUGCUCAAAUUCGUCAGUGAAGAAAAUAUUAGCGAUUUGUUUUAAUCGUCAUAAUUAUUAUUGUGAGAGAGAAAGAGAGAGAGAGACAAAAAGAUAGAAAUAGCGAAAUGGUUAACUGGAUGCAAAUCUAUUAAUUAAAAAAAAAAAGAAAAAAAAAGUUAGAUGUUCAACAUAGCAAAAAGAAAAAAAAACCUUAUACUCUGUCGUUGUCUAGUAUUUAACACAAAAAAAAGUCGAAGAAAACUGAUUAGUUUCUUUUUCUUAAAAUAUAAAAUAUAAAAUAUUUUUACCAUAUUUUUUAAAAAAACAGAAAUUUUUUUUUCUGUACCAGAUUUUCGUACGAUUCGAUUUUGGUAGAAAACCAAAUUUGUUACGGUCCGAUUUUGGUACAGAACCAAAUUUGGUACGAUCCGAUUAUGGUACAGAAUCAAAUUUGGUACGACCCUAUUUUGGUACAGAACCAAAUUUGGUACGAUCCGAUUAUGGUACAGAAUCAAAUUUGGUACGACCCUAUUUUGGUACAGAACCGAUUUUGGUACAAAACCAAAUCUGGUACAGAACCAAAUUUGGUACAAAACCAAAUUUGAAACGGCCCUGUUUUGGUAGAGAAUCAAAUCUGGUACAGAAACAAAUUUGGUACGGCCCUAUUUUGGUAGAGAAUCAAAUUUGGUACAGAAUCAAAUCUGGUACAGAAUCAAAUCUGGUACAGAAUCAAAUCUGGUACAGAACCAAAUUUGGUACGACCCCAUUUUGGUAUAGAACCAAAUUUAAUACGAUCCGAUUUUGGUACAAAUCCAAUUUUGGUACGGAUUAAUAUUUUUUUUUGUAUAAAAUUCGCUUUGCACAAUAUAUUUGUCUAAAAUUUUUAUUUUUUUACACAAUUUAAAAAAAAAAAACUGAAAAAGAAAAUGAAACUAAUCAAAUUUCUAUUUUUGACUUUUUAAAUUACACUAAAACACAAUUUUGCAUUUAAUUUUCUAUAAAAGGGUCGAGGAAUUUUUUUGCGGAAAAAUUCCACAAAGCCUCGCAAGAAAAAUCAAAAAAGCAAAAAAAAAAAUUAUUGUUAUUAGCAAACUUGUAGUUUUUUGACUAGAAUCCAAAAAAAAAAAAAAAAAAAUUUCUUUCUCCUUCAAGCCAAGAGCAUAUCGUUAGUUGACUAGAAAAUAAAAAAAAAUUUUCCCUCGACCAAUUAUAUUGCACCUUGGGCACUUUUAAGCCCUUUUCCUUAACUCCUCACUGAACCCCACUAUUCCCUCAAAAAAAAUAAAUAAAUAAAUAAAUCACUAUCGAUAAAUUUAUCGCUAAAGAGUUCAAUAAAAAUAAUAAUAAAAUAAUGAUAUAUAAAUAAAUAUAAAUAUAUAUAAAAAGAAGAAAACGUAAAAUAAAAAAAAAUUCUAUCAGUAUUGACACAAUUUAUAAACGCUCGGCUUAAAAAAAAUAAUAAACAAAAAAAAAUGAGAAAAAAAACGAAAAGGAAAGGUCAAAAUUUGUAUAAAAAAAAAUAAGAAAUUGGAAGAAAAAAAAUUUUUUUACCCAAGAUUUCCGUCUGUAAAUAAUGAUAAAAAAAAAUUCAUGGGAAAAAAUUUAUUUUUUUCAUUUUCUUAAUGAUGAUGAUCUUUUUCAUUUUGACAAAAAAAAUGUGGCGAGAAAAAAAGGAAAAAAAUUAUUAAAAAAAAAAAUUAUAAAAAUUCUCGCACAGCCAGUGUCUCGCCUUAUGUAUGCAAUGUAUAUAAAGUAGUGAUUAUUAUAUUUAAUAAUAAAAAUGAAAUUAAAAAAAAAAUUGUAAGGGAAGAAAAUGAAAAAAUAAACACAGAGAAGCGAGAGUAGAAAAAAAAAUAUAUUGAGUUUUCCGAGCCAGCAAAAUUCGAAUCGCAUAUCAAAAAGAUAGAAAGAAAGAAAGAAAGAAAAUAGUAUUACAUUCCUAUGAAGGAAAACUUUUUUUUCAUGAUAAGAAUAAUAAUUGUUAGAAGAAAAAAAAACAAAUUUUCCAUUCAAUUAAUUAAAAAAAAUUUUAUAAAAAAAAUAAAAUUAUUUCUUCUUUUUUUUAAUUAAUUGAAUCAAAUUGAAAAGUGUUGGCGUUUUGUCGAUUUUGUAUGUGAGAGAAAUAGAGAGAAAUUGAGAAUAAACGACAGUGGAAACUUAAAUGAUGCAAAUGGAGUAAAUUGUCUUCUGCAAGUACUUAACUUUGUUAAAAUGGAAUAAUUUUGUCGAUAGGAAUUGCUUUAGCUCUGAGAAAAACAAAAUCUUCGAUUCUCUCUUCCGUCCCGAAGUCGAAGAAAGUUUUUUGCAAGCACAAGUCGGUUAUCUCAAGAAUAAAAAGAAAAAUAAUGAAAAAUAAAUUAAGAGAUACCAAAAUUAUUCAGUGUACUUAAGCAUUAUAACCUAGCUCGUUUAGCCAAUCAAUGUUGAGAAAUUUUUCAUUUAAGAAAAAAUUUUUUCGAACAGUUUAUUCAAUGAAUUUUAAAAAUUUGGAAAUUUCAGAAAUUUUGGUCAUUUUGCCCAUUUCGGUCAUUUUAGGUCAAUUUUGGUCAAUUUUGCCCAAUUCAGAUCCUUUUUGGCAUUUUUUGUCCAUUUCUGUCAUUUGCACAAGUAUUUUUAAUUUGAUAAUUUUCUUAAUUAAGAUAAUUUUUUUCAGUUAGGUCAAUUUUGUCCAAUUCAGGUCUUUUUUUGGUCAAUUGAGGUCAAUUUUGCCAAAUAUAAUUCGUUUGUGGUCCUAUUUAUUCACUUCUUUCACUCUGGCAAGUGUUUAUAAUUGAGACUAUUUUGCUAAGUUGAGGUAAUUUUUACAAUUAGGUCAAUUUUGCCCAUUUGAGUCAGUUGUAGGCAAAUUUGACCAUUUAGAAAAGUAGGACAUAUGCUUAAUUUAGAUUAUUUUGUAAAUAUACUUCAUUUUUGGCAAUUAGAUCAACUUUGUCAAUUUAAUACAGCUGCAAACAGGACAAAACCGACCUAAUUGGUCAAAAAAUGUCCUAAAUGUAAAAAAGACCUAUUGGCUAAAAACAAACACUUUGUAAAAAUAAUCAUACCAUAAAAAUGACCUUAUUGAUCAAAUGACCAAAAAUUGACCUAAUUGUCCAAAAAAUGACCUAUUUGUCCAAAAAUGAUCCAAAUUUGAAAAAAUUUGCUAAAUUAAAAAAAGUUGAAAAACUUGACAUUUUCUGUAAAUAUUCAUUUUUCAGAAAAAAAAAAUUCAUUGAAUAUUAAAUGUUAGAAAAAUUUUCUCAACUGCAAGUUAUAAAUUUUUAAUUUCCAUUUGUUGGAAAAAGCUUUAACGGCAAACUGUACAUAAAGCAACAAAUAAUACGUUCUAGCAUUAUUAUUAUUAUUAUUAUUAUUAUUAUUAUUAUUAAUAUUUUAUUAUUUUAUAAUUUUUAAAAUAACGAUUUGAGUGGAAAUACCUCGAAAAAAUGGAAAAACCUAUUUUUUUUUGUUAAAUUUUAACUCAAAUCGAAAUUUAAGAAAAUGAAUUUUAAUAACAAAUAAGAUUUAGAGAUCUGUGAACGUUGCACGCUAUAUAUAAAUAUAUAUAUAUAUAUAUAUAUAUAUAUAUAUAUAUAUAUAUAUUUAAUGUAUAUUCUCAUUCGGCGAACGAUUUCUGUAAUUAUGAAUUACUGAGAUUGGCAAGUGGAUUUGAUAAAUAGCGAGAUGAUUUUUCCUGCUUAAAAAGCAGUUGAAAUAAAAAAAAGAUGGUGAAAUUUAUGUGAAAAAAAAAAAAAUUUUUAUUGUCAAUUAAACUAAAGAAAAUGAAUUGAAUAAAAAAUUGACAAUUUUACCCCAUUGUUAUGAUGUAAUAUUACCCCAUCAUGCGGGGUAAUUUUGACCAUUGAAUAAACAUUGAAAAAAAAAUUUUUUUCACCAAUUUUUGUUUUGAGUCAUAUUACCCCGUUAGUAUGGUGUAAUAAUCAUGCGGGGUAAUUUUGACAAUCGAAUAAAAAUUGAAGGAAAAUUUGACAAUUUUACUAAUUUUUUGUUUAUAUGUGUCCUAUUACCCCAUUAUCAUUGUGUAAUUUUACCCCAUAGUGCGGGGUAAUUUUGACAGAAUAUUAGUAAAAAUUCAAUUGAAAUUAACAAAAAAUGAUUAUAAUUCGAAUUGUUAUUUUUUUUUAAAGUUGAUUAAAAAUUAAAUAAAUUAUAAAUAUAUUUUUUUUCUCACAUAAAUUUUGAGUGAACAAAAAAAGAUGGAUUAUUGGAAAAAAAGGUGGAAAUUUGGAGGAAAUUUCUUAAAUAUUUGUAAAUAGUAGGGAUGGUGAUGCCGAUCGAUUUCUCUGAAUCAUCGUACGAAUUAAACGCGUGUAUAUUUCGAAAACAAUAUCUUUGUUUAUUUUGCAAUGUAUUAGCCUCUGUAAAGAUACGAUUUAUUAUAUAAUAUCUGUUGUGAUUAUGAAA